AUAAAAGAUACACAUACACUCAUUUCCGUUCUACCGACCAAAAUAAACAAAAAGAUCAGAACGUGUGUGUUUUGCAUGCGUUUUUCUGGUUUUACAUCGGCUUCCAGUGAGCCUUCCCCAAGUAUCUGUCUUUUGGAGUCGAGGAAAGUUACUAGUCAUGGAAAGCACAUACAACCUUGGUAUGAAAUACCACAUCACCCCACAGCAGGAGUUCCUUCUACAAGGUAGCAUCAGCGACAACUAUCGUGAGAUGCUGCUGCAUCGACUACGAGGACUGUGUGACAACGCUGAGACCACCCCAGAAACUUUCCUCGAUCAUGAGUUGGUAUUUGCACUAAAAGGGUCAGCACAGCCCAGCAGUCAGCUUGUGUUAUUCAGAGUUCGACGCUCACUAGAUCAUACAGACACUCCUUGGUAUAUUCGGUACUGCGGUCAGACAGAGAUUGGAGACAAGACAAGGCCCACCCUUGUCAGAGCAUGUUUUGAUGUGGCUUGCUCUGAAAAUGUUGUUCAGUUUCUGAAUGAAAUGGGAUUCAGGUUGGAUCACGAGUACGUCGUGCGUGGCUGCUUCUUUCACAAGGGGAGGAUGAAGGUGACAGUGUCCAAACUCUACAGAAUGUUGCAGUCUGGUAAUACAGAAAACAACAGUCUGGAGCCGCUGUCUCAGUCGCAGCUGGUGGAGCUGAGUGUAAUUGCACCUGCAGGACAGGAGCAGAUUGGGGAAGACAUGAAGAACUUUUCAGAACAACUUAAACCAUUAGUUCAUCUGGAGAAAAUAGACCACAGAAUGUUGGCCAAGACCCCUCAGUGAUGUUAAGUGGACGAGGGCACCUGUCAGAAAACAUCUGCCACCCAAGAAGAUGCUGCAUCCAGGAAGAUGGAAAUUACAUAAAAUUGUGGAUUGGUGUCACACACUUUCCAAUUUAUGACUGCUCAAAUGUGCUUAGACUAUGUUAUUACCUCAUCAAUGGAUCAGUGUGCACUCGAUUUUAAUUCUCAGCUCCAUGGGGAGUAUACAACCCAACAGCCGGUGAGGUGCUUGAAGGCUAACAGACACUUUUCUCUGCAGUCAACACCACACAUCUAGAAAGUGUGUUUAAACUAAAAUUUAUGAUGACAGUUCAGCAAUAUGAAAUCAAAUCCACCAUGAUCUAUCAUUCCUGUGAAAUAUUGACAUGGUAAACAAUUAAUAGUUUUUCAAGAACUUUUCAGAUGACACACCUCUCAUCUAAUGACAUGGAGCGGGAGAUUUGUGCUAGUUCGUCAGUGUCUUCUGUGUCAUGGGUGGCCCAGUCGUCUAAGGCGCCUCGAUUCGCUGUACAGAGUUGCGUCCCUUAGGCACACCAGAAACCUAUGAUUGUGGGUUCGAAUCCCGGUUCACCCCAAUUAUGUUUCUAGGUUUGUCAGCACCAUAUUUGUGCUCGUGGGUUUCACCAAAGUGGUAACCGUCUGAAACCUGCAUCACUUCAGGCUUUCCUCCCACAUUAAGCUGACACGCCGCAAUAUAACUAUAAUACUGUUUAAAGCGGCGUUAAACCCAACUCACUCACUCACUGUGUCAUAAAGAAACCUGAUCAGGAACAUACCUGUUUCCCACCUACUGCUCCCAAGAGCAGUUCCUGAUGUGUUGGACUCCUGAUGUUGUAAUAAAGGGAUUUUUCCAGUAUUCAUA
Haliotis rufescens (red abalone) is the source of this 1672-nucleotide messenger RNA. Its product is annotated as mediator of RNA polymerase II transcription subunit 18-like. NCBI's taxonomy places the organism in Eukaryota, Metazoa, Mollusca, Gastropoda, Lepetellida, Haliotidae. The record is from RefSeq and is a predicted model, not a curated record. Gene Ontology annotation, cellular component: core mediator complex; mediator complex. Gene Ontology annotation, molecular function: transcription coregulator activity. Gene Ontology annotation, biological process: termination of RNA polymerase II transcription; regulation of transcription by RNA polymerase II. The transcript is spliced from 7 exons. The coding region runs from base 158 to 811 and encodes 217 amino acids.